Populus nigra (black poplar) is the source of this 1092-nucleotide messenger RNA. RefSeq lists its product as uncharacterized. The record is from RefSeq and is a predicted model, not a curated record. The transcript has 2 exons. Lineage: Eukaryota; Viridiplantae; Streptophyta; Magnoliopsida; Malpighiales; Salicaceae. Bases 516 to 848 code for a protein of 110 amino acids.
UUUUCCCAAUAAAAAAAUUGAACAUACAUGUUUUUUCAACACUUUUUUUUUACAGGAAAAAGUAUUAAGUGUAAAUUAAAAAAUUCAUGUAUAUAUCUAAUUAAUUAAAUUGAGAACCAUUUGUGUUACUAAUAAAAAAAGUUGUUAAAGAAUAAGGAUGAGGAUGCAAAGUUGUUAAAAGAAAACGGAUGAUUAGUUUUUCCCUGUUUUUCAGCUAUAGUCAGUUAUGCAUUCUUUUCUUUUAUAGCAACUUAGUUAACCAUGCUGCUGGUGUGGGAAUAAUUUCCUUUUGCAUGGGAAAGGCUGGCUCAUCAGCCUUGAUACGUGUAUAUAUAUUCCUUCUGUUUCUUCAUUGAAAAGUAGAAAAGAGACAAUCAGAAUAAUAAAACUGCAUUGGAAAGUUAGCAGCCAAAACGUCUUUGUUCUCUGUUCCUUUCUUUUUCUUUUUGGUUUUCAGCCUCUGCAACCCUCAGCAUUUCUUUCAUGGUAUCAGAGCUUCGGUCAUUUAACUAAAAAUGGAAAAAGAUGCUGAAAAUCAACAACCACCACCAUUUACUGCAAAAUCAACCUCACGUUUCCAUAACCUCUCUGACCCAAACAAUCCAUACCGACUUGAUCAUGGUGACACAUCAAUUCUUGGUUUGGUGACUGAUCUCUUAACCACAGAAAACUAUGUUACUUGGGCAAGAGCCAUGAAGAGGGCCCUUAGAGCCAAGAACAAACUUGGUUUUGUUGAUGGCAGUAUCACAAAACCUUCAGAUCCCAACGAUCCUCUUCUAGAAGCAUGGGAAAGAUGCAACGACAUGAUUGUUUCAUGGAUUCACAACUCUGAUUGGCUUGACGGUUAAUCCUCGGAAGAUAGCAACAUCAGAGAUUGGUAGGUAAUACAGAUAUAUAAUCACCUGUUUAGGGUGGUGGGAUUUUCUUCCGGUUACCAGUAUUGUCAUAAAAUACGAAGGAACAGAAAACAUCAAGUCCUUGGAUCCGAUUGUUAGUAUAAUUAAUUUCUUUGAUGGACCACUAACAUGUUUCCUCCCGGAUGAUGGAUAUUUUUAUAAGAGAAAGCUUGCUCGAUGCUAUUCAUUUUGAUUA